CACACACAGAAGUCUCAGAGUACCUUUUCAACUGUGAAUCCAAAUCACACAUAACUACAUAAGACAUAUUUAUUGCCUAAUAUGGUACUUUAAGCUUUAAGUUGAGAACUUGUUGAUAAUAAAGCAUCACUUUUUCUGUGACAGAAUCAAUUCCUCCAGAUUUCUCUACAACAUACUCAGAGAAAAUCAUAAAGAUAUCAUCUUUAACGUCAACAAUCAAAAGCCCCAUUUUCCCAGAAAAUCGUAGGCAAUAAUCGGAAUCACCCAUUAUUGUUGAUAUUAUGCGCAGCUGAAUUUGAAGAGAAAAAGAAUCAUCAAAUUCAUAACAAUGGCGUCGGAUUCAAUUGUUGAGAAUAAUGGGGAAAAGAAAUUGAGGUUGAUUGCGAAAUGUGUGGUGGGAGGUGUGGCAUUAGGGUUAUCAAUUUGGGGAAUUCAUGCUACUGGGUUAUCGGAAACCCUAGAAUUAUGGGUUCGGAAGAAGAAGAAGCCAACUCGUGUUUAUAUGGAUGGGUGUUUUGAUAUGAUGCAUUAUGGCCAUUGUAAUGCUCUUCGUCAAGCUCGUAAUCUUGGGGAUCAAUUAGUUGUUGGUGUUGUUAGUGAUGCUGAAAUUACUGCUAAUAAGGGUCCUCCUGUUACUCCUCUUCACGAAAGGUUGAUCAUGGUCCAAGCUGUAAAAUGGGUGGAUGAGGUCAUUCCUGAUGCUCCUUAUGCAAUUACUGAAGAUUUUAUGAAGAAGCUUUUUGAUGAAUAUAAUAUUGACUACAUUAUUCAUGGGGAUGACCCCUGUCUUCUUCCUGACGGGUCUGAUGCUUACGCUCUAGCCAAAAGAGCUGGUCGUUUUAAGCAGAUCAAACGUACAGAAGGAGUGUCCAGUACAGACAUUGUUGGACGUAUGCUUCUUUGUGUUAGAGAAAGGUCUUCUAAUGAAAAAUCCAACCACUCUUCUCUUCAGAGACAGUUCAGCCAUGGCCAUAGCCAAAAGUUUGAUGACGGUGGUGGAACUCGUAUCUCGCACUUUCUUCCAACAUCUCGCAGAAUUGUUCAGUUUUCAAAUGGAAAGGGCCCCAAACCAGAUUCACGUAUCGUUUAUAUUGAUGGUGCUUUUGAUCUUUUCCAUGCAGGGCAUGUAGAGAUAUUACGGCUUGCUCGGGAACUAGGAGAUUUUCUUCUUGUUGGAAUCCAUACUGACCAGACUGUCAGUGCUAAAAGAGGAAGUCAUCAACCAAUCAUGAAUCUUCAUGAAAGAAGCCUAAGUGUCUUGGCAUGUCGCUAUGUAGACGAGGUCAUCAUUGGUGCUCCUUGGGAAGUGUCUAAAGAUACGAUUACAACUUUCAAUAUCUCAUUGGUGGUCCAUGGAACUGUAGCUGAGAGUGAUGACUUCCAGCAGGAAGAAGAUAACCCUUAUGCUGUCCCUAUAAGUAUGGGCAUCUUCAAAGUUAUAGAAAGUCCAUUGGACAUAACGACCACAACAAUUAUUAAAAGAAUUGUUGCUAAUCACGAAGCUUAUCAGAAACGGAAUGAGAAGAAAGCAGCGAGUGAGCGGAAGUAUUAUGAAGAGAGGACUUUUGUGUCUGGUGACUAAAUCUAUUUAGAAAUUAUGGAUUGGCUGCAACUUCGGUGUUUGUUCAGCAUCAUUUUUGGGUAUUUAUAUAUCUUGCGAAUGAAAAUAAGAUGACGGAAACUGCAGUAAAAGGAGAAAGGGCAAUACAGAAAGCUCUUGGAUUGCAUUUUUGAGAUUCCACAGUUGCAUUAAAAAAACAGUAUAGGGAAUAGAAAAUGGUUUACUGCUUCUUGAUGAUGAUAGGCAAGAUUUAUUAGAUAUAGUUUUUUUUUGAAGAAAGAUUUAUUAGAUAUAGUCAUUUACACAUACUUGUGUAAUCUUUUCAGUUUUGUGAUUACCUUAUUUAUUUAAUUAAUUAUUUAAUUUGAUCCC
Chenopodium quinoa (quinoa) is the source of this 1933-nucleotide messenger RNA. RefSeq names its product ethanolamine-phosphate cytidylyltransferase-like. NCBI's taxonomy places the organism in Eukaryota, Viridiplantae, Streptophyta, Magnoliopsida, Caryophyllales, Amaranthaceae. Gene Ontology annotation, biological process: phosphatidylethanolamine biosynthetic process. The record is from RefSeq and is a predicted model, not a curated record. The transcript has 10 exons. Gene Ontology annotation, cellular component: cytoplasm. Bases 329 to 1582 code for a protein of 417 amino acids. Gene Ontology annotation, molecular function: ethanolamine-phosphate cytidylyltransferase activity.